GAUGUGGAGGAUUUUAUUGGUCGUCUCAAUAUGGACAAUAUCAACAGGAACGGGAGUUGUUAUCGCUGAAAACUACGAUUUAUUACCGAUUUGGUCGAUUUUCAGAAACAUUCAUGAAGAUAAACCACAAAUAAAUAACGACGAGUUUUACAUUAAAGAUUAUUCUUUCAUGAUCCCAAUAAAUAAAUUUAACACAGACGUAAAAGAUCGUGAUUAUUACAACGUUUUUCCGAAACGUGGUUUUUCGUUGUUGGCUCGUUGGAAACCGUUUAAUAAUCUCGGUAAAAAUCGAGCUUCAAUUCGAGAACACAACACCAAAAUGAAGACUGACGUUGAAACUCGAGCCCAUUCAAGACCGGCUGGUCAACCUUUGAGAUGGGGAAAAUAAACAAUUAAUUAAUUAAAAAUAAAAAAAAUGUCAAGAAAAUGUACUUUUAGUGUUAAUUAAUUUGAUCAAAUUAAUAAAACUAACCAAAAAAAAAUGAUCCAAUUAAUUUUCUCUAAAAACAAUAGUCAAAUAACAUAAUAGUAAUAAUAAUAAAUAAAAAAUAAGACUGCGUCGACCGUAAUUACAACGUAUUUUAAAUUUAUAAAAAAAAUUUGUUGUAAAUUCAUUUUCGAAACAUUUUAAAUUAACUAAUUCCAUUAAUAAACUUUAUAUGUCUGUGUUAAAUUUUCCUUUCUUAAUAAAUAAGUGUAUUUUCAUUAUUAAUUUUCGUUUUUAUUCAAAAUUUCCCCUUAAGUUAAUUCCAGUUAUAUGAUUCAUAUUUCUUUGUAUUCGAUGACAUCGCAUUUCCUGUGAAAAUACCGUUUUCAAGAACAUCGACCUCCUCCACCUCCUCGAUUUAAAAAGGGCUUCUCUUUCAUCGUUUCAUCAUUUUGCCUCUAUUCAAGCGUUUUCCAUCCGCUUCUGUCAGCAGGUCUAAUCAAAUUCUUCACGACUCAAUCGCUGCUCGAUAACUUUUUCUAUACACAUAAAAAUUAUCUUUAUUUCCUGUUUACAUAAAGCUUAUUUUGGCGUAUUAAUAUAAUUGAUUAAAUUUUAAUCAUAAAGAUUGAUACCAAAACUAAUUUCACUUGUAUAAAUGAUCCUAAAUUAUCGGUAAAGUGGAAGUUUAUGGUUUAAUUCGAGUACCAAACUGCAACAACUAGUAACUAGCAUGAAUAUUAACUAGCAUCGUAUGUUAUUCUUGUUUGAAUGAUGUUCGUGGGGUUAUUGAAAUGUUUUGAUUAAAGUUUCUAAAUUAAUUA
Molecule: messenger RNA, 1251 nt
Organism: Onthophagus taurus
Lineage: Eukaryota; Metazoa; Arthropoda; Insecta; Coleoptera; Scarabaeidae
Source: RefSeq, a predicted model, not a curated record